GCCCGGUGAUGAUUACGUCAGAUUGAUUUUUGCUGCAACUGAGCAUAUGUAUCGUUAGAGCAAUUUACGUCAGAUUGGCCGUGCCAGUGCUGUAGGGCAAGGGUAUGAUUUGCAGCAGGUAGGAAGGAAAUCGUAGGAAGGAAAAGACAUGGUGUAAUUAAAGCUGGAACUGAGGAAAGAUUGUGUGUGUGAGAACUUUAAUUCAUGAAGAUACAACAGGGAUGUUACAACAGAAAACAGUGCUUUCCGGGGACCCAGUACUGAGCUGUGAGCCAGUGAAGUUUGGUUACCUCUGCAUUUUUUAAUAGAUACUGUGACCCAGAGCUGUAUUGCAGGAAUUACUGCUGGCGCCAGUGUUUUAAAUCUUUUAACCCGUCCUUUUGAGUGUGCCACUGUAAAUUCUGUUCUGAGGCGAAACAUAAACACAGAGGUUGGAAUUACAGCUUUAUACAGUUCCUUUCUCUGGUGAGUUGUAAAUGUUGUGUAAGUGUAAAACAAUGUAUGAGGCAAGAAGUAUUGGUUUCGUUUUAAAUAUGUUACACGCACGUGUAUUCUGGUCACAUAGCACCCAACGUGUAUCUCCUAACCCUGGCAGGUAGUUUCAGAAAGCAGUCUGUGUCCUUGGAGAAGCAAAGAAGCAUUAGUUUUCUACCUAGUAAAUCAAACAGCCAGUGUCUUAUUGUUGUUAUUAGGUGCCUGCGAGUCGGUUCCAACUCAUAGCGACCCUACGCACGACAGAAUGAAGCACUGCCUGGUCCUGAGCGAGCCUCACGAUCGUUGUUAUGCUUGAGCUCUUUGCUGCAGCCACUGUGUCAAUCCACCUCGUUUAGGGUUUUCCUCUUUUCCGGUGACCCUGUACUCUGCCAAGCAUGAUGUCCUUCUCCAGGGACUGAUCCUCCUGACAACAUGUCCAAAUGUCCAUGGAAGACAUUGGCGAACAAGUUUUGUGCCUGAUUGCUUAUCAUCUACUUUUUGCAAUGUUUGUCUGGUCAUACUGGAAAACUAUCUUCACAUUACCAAUGAAUCCUUCAAAAGAAUUCCAUCUCUCCUAUGCAGAGAAAGAGCUGCUGGAGAAAGAGCCAAGAGGAGAAGCCCAUCAGGAAAUUCUCAGGCGAGCAGGCAAAGACCUUCCCAUCUACACCAGGACCAUGUCUGGAGCAAUCCGGUACUGUGACAGAUGCCAGCUCAUAAAACCGGAUCGCUGUCAUCACUGUUCCGUCUGUGACAAAUGUAUUUUGAAGAUGGAUCACCAUUGUCCAUGGGUGAACAAUUGUGUUGGAUUUUCAAAUUAUAAAUUUUUCCUCCUUUUCUUGGCAUAUUCUCUGCUAUACUGCGUUUUUAUUGCUGCCACGGAUUUACAGUAUUUUAUCAAAUUUUGGACAAAUGGCCUACCUGAUACGCAAGCCAAGUUCCAUAUUAUGUUUUUAUUCUUUGCUGCAGCUAUGUUUUCUGUCAGCUUGUCUUCUCUGUUUGGCUAUCAUUGUUGGCUAGUCAGCAAAAAUAAAUCUACAUUAGAAGCGUUCAGAAGUCCGAUAUUUCGUCACGGAACAGAUAAGAAUGGGUUCAGCUUGGGCUUCAGCAAAAACAUGCGACAAGUUUUUGGUGAUGAGAAGAAGUAUUGGUUGCUACCCAUUUUCUCAAGUCUAGGUGACGGCUGUUCUUUUCCAACCUGCCUUGUUAACCAGGAUCCUGAGCAACCAUCCACUCCUGCAGGACUGAAUUCAACAGCUAAAAAUCUUGAAAACCACCCAUUUCCUGCAAAACCAUUGAGAGAGUCCCAGAGCCACCUUCUUACCGAUUCUCAGUCUUGGACAGACAGCUGCACACACCCAGCAAAGGGCAAAGUUGGUAUGAGCAAUCCUGCACUGACCAUGGAGAAUGAGACUUAACUCUUCAAGCAAAAUAAGUUCAGAGUUUAUAAAAGUAUCAGUGCUGUCCAUGGAUGGAAGAAGCUCCCUACGGAAAGCGUUGGCCGGUUAUGCCUGUUUCCUGUUGGCUAGAUUGACAGAAUGUGAACUGAUUAGUUCUCUUGGAGCCAUUGCUUACAACGUAACACAUUUUUUAUACAGUAUACAGAUUGUUUCAACUAACGCAAGUUCCUGUUAAAUAUUAACACUACUUACUAUGGUUUAUAAAUCAAGGAGGGAAAUACCUUCUACUAUAAAAACUUGGAAUAAAUUCAUGGGCUAGUUUCAUCCGGAUAUUUGGGCAGCACAAUUUAUCACAUAAAAUCUGAUUUUCAGAUUCUGAAAAUUGAGAAGAUUAAGAUACUGUUUGAGAUUUAAGAGAUUUCAAGACACAUUACAACGGUAAGCUUUAUUUAUGAAAACUGCUAGUUACCCAUGAGAAGGUGGAGGUAGCAAACCAGACUUCUUUGUUCCUUCUGGUGUGAAUCCAGCCUCAGACUGGGUGAAUUGUUGCAACUCUGAAUUCAUUUCAAAGUCCAGGUGGCCUGCAGUGAAAGAUCACCGUCCAUUUUCACCAGACUUUAAUCCAUUCCUAGCCUUGUUCCCUGCUGGAAACGAAGUACAGACAUUGAAGCUCAAGCUCAUUGAUAAAGCCAUUGGCUAGAAGAUUCUCAUCAGAGCUAAUACAUUUUCAAUUACGAUACACCGGAAAUAUAUUUUUCUCUCUUCCAGUCUUUCUAAAUUGAAGGGAAAGUCUAUAACAACAAUUAUGAAGCUUGGUUUAUGAUGUUUUUCUUGUCAAUUUGGUUUAAAAAAUAUCCUUUUAGGUUAUUUCUUCUACUGAAUGUAGCAAAAAUACUGAAAUUCUAUUGAGAAUUCCUGAUGGGUCAAUAGAUUAAUCCUCCAGUGAUAUCUGUGUUAUUCCUGUGUCCUCUCAGCAAAACUAUGACAGUGCUCCUCAAACGCUAUUUAGAUUAAAUUAUGCAAAUUAUCAAACCACAGUCACGUUCUUCUGGAAAUUUAGUUCAACGUGAACUAAAGCGGUGUGCUGUUUGGAAAUUCAGCUCAAGAUAAAGUGGUGUGUUUGUUGAUGCCAAAAUGUUUGGCUUCAGUAAAUAUACCGAGAAGCCCUUGUGCCUUGUAUGCACUAUGUAAAAAAAAAUGUUUUGUUCUUUUUUUUUUUGAAUGGAGUGUAUGUAAGUUUGUAAUUAUAAUUAGCAAAUGGGAUAAUAGACUGUGUGCUGUUUUUGGUACUGACUUUGAGAAUUUAAAGCAGAUUUACUUUUGAAACUACACAGCUAAAGAACUCACAUUUAAUCAAAGAGAAAAUAGUAUUAAAACUUUUCAAAGUCUUUGUUAGACAAAAAUUCAACACAAAGGAACUAGAAGACCAGAGGAAAAUGGAGUAAAAGAUCCUUGCAGUUAGUCCUUGCUAACAGUAUCAGGAGUUUUAUAUUAAGUGGUUAGUUUAUAGAAGAAUCAGCGUCAGCCAAACGAACGUUGUAGUUAUUUGAAUGCAGUUCCUUGGACUAUAGAUACGAUGGCAGUCUUUUUCAGAUUUUUUUUAAGAGCUAAAGAUUUUAACCUGAUAAUCUGCUUUAAGAAAUCUCAGAAAAUAUGAUAGAUUUUUACUUUUAUCUUAAAGCAUUUUUUUGGUCACAUUUUUCCUUACCUGAAGUGCCAGAUUGGAACCUAUAGCUACUGCUAGAAGUCUGAAUGGCUCCAGAAGCAUGUGGUUAUUCAGAGUUUAAUGCAGCCAGAUUUUUUUCAAAGCACAGUAUUACAUUUCUUUUCCUGUACAAGAUGCUGUUAGGUGUUCCCUCAUAUCACUAUUUUUUUUUUUUUAAUUUGAAUAAACUUGUCAAACUGGAAGCAAAGAAGAAAACAGAUUUUUCUCCCUUACUCACUAGGGAACCAUUAAUUUUUUUUCCCUUUAGAUCUUUAAUAUAAUUAUUCAAAAACAUAAAAAUAUUUUUCAUUAAGUUGUAAUGGCUCCCUUUCUGUUUUUAUACUAUGGACAACCUUUAAAGAAUUUUUGUUUAGUUUUUUUUUUUUGUUCUAGGGGAUUAUAAUUUUUUGGAUAUCUCAUUAGGUAUGACGUAUAUAUUAUACCUGAGAACAUAAAGCAACAACUAAACCUACAUUUUGGACAUAUCUAUAAAAUUUACUUUUAAAUUAUUUUAAGCAUUUUACUUUUAAAAAAAGUUAUUGGCUUAACUCGAAGUUGAAGGCAAAUGUACACUUCAGCUGUCCUGAUUAUCCAUUAAACUGAUAAUCUUUAUUUUUCCUGUGUUUAAGAGAAUCUACUCUACAAACAUUAGGAUAUAAGAAGUUUUUCAUUUAAAAAUUAUUGUACAAACUGCCUCAUCUACAUUAGUUAAUUUUCUGCUGUUGUGCAAUGGAAGAGAUUUUGCUUUUUUCAAAAAUAAAUUAAAGAAAAAAAUUGCGACUAAGUAUAAACGACCAGACAUUCAAGGACGUGCAUAUCCACGAAUUCCCUCCUGUUAUGUCCGAAUAAAGUCUGGUUGAUCUUGAAGUUGAAAUUGCCUUUGCACUGACAAUCGAAAUUGUUUGGAACAUAUACUUAAUAGUCUACCAGGGCUACUAAUGGCAGAAUUCAUGUUUACAACCUGGUGGUUAUAUAGGGAUUUUUUGUUUUGUUUUGUUUUCCUUUUUUAGGGGGGAGGAGGGUGGAUUGGUGAGUGAAGUAAUUAGUGGUAAUUAAAUGAUUCUCACAACCAUUUGUAACAGACUGUGAAACUUGUGUACACCGUAAUCAGCUGAAAACUAUUGGAAAUAUGGCAUAUGUUUGACAAAAAAAAAACAAAACUAUAUUCUCUGGGGAAAUCGAAUACAAAGGAUUUAUAAACAUGUGUCCAAAAAACUACGCUAGUAAUACUGAGAUUCAUGCUUCAAGAAAAAAACACGUGAAAACACUGUUAUUCCAUUAUAUAAUGAACUAGAAAAUUUUCCCUAUUUUGAAAUACAUGUAAACUUGCUGCACUGAUUCUGAAGUCAGUCACACCGUAGACUUUGGUGUAUACUCAUUAUAUGAUCGCGCAUUUACCUGUAAAAAUGAUGGCUCUGGGACUUUUAUGAGUUAAAAAAUAAAAGUACAAACAUACACAAACCACAGAAAAUGGUAAAUGAAAGGCCACUUUCAUUGUAAACCGUGUAAACCAUGUUGGCUCUAUCGCCAGUACCACCAUUCCCUCCAUGGAUUUUUCACAAAUAACAUACAUCUCUAGGUAAGAUCCACCUGCAGAAACUGGUUUUUCCUAAGUAGACAAGUACCUGACCUAACCCAGGACGUUUUCGCAGGCUCCACUCCUUUUUCCACAUACUGAGCCUGUCUAGAUGUGGAAGAGGACCUUGUUAACACCUUACGUAUUUGUUACUCUUACAAAGAUACCGCUGGAAUUUUUUAACCUUGUCUUGGUAAAAAACGAUAGAUCCUAAUUUUUAUUGACGUUUUAGCAAUAAGAUCAUGUAACUAAUUAUUUAAAGCAUUAAAUAAAU
Loxodonta africana (African savanna elephant) is the source of this 5426-nucleotide messenger RNA. RefSeq names its product zinc finger DHHC-type palmitoyltransferase 2 (gene ZDHHC2). The transcript has 13 exons. The coding region runs from base 915 to 1889 and encodes 324 amino acids. Gene Ontology annotation, molecular function: palmitoyltransferase activity. The record is from RefSeq and is a predicted model, not a curated record. NCBI's taxonomy places the organism in Eukaryota, Metazoa, Chordata, Mammalia, Proboscidea, Elephantidae.